This is a messenger RNA of Taeniopygia guttata (zebra finch), 4346 nucleotides long. It is a transcript of the gene TUBGCP5, whose product is annotated as tubulin gamma complex component 5. Gene Ontology annotation, biological process: meiotic cell cycle; cytoplasmic microtubule organization; microtubule nucleation. NCBI's taxonomy places the organism in Eukaryota, Metazoa, Chordata, Aves, Passeriformes, Estrildidae. The record is from RefSeq and is a predicted model, not a curated record. Gene Ontology annotation, molecular function: microtubule minus-end binding; gamma-tubulin binding. Gene Ontology annotation, cellular component: microtubule organizing center; gamma-tubulin complex; spindle pole.
CCCUCCGCCACGCGCAUGCGCGGCGCAGGGAAGCCUCGCGAGAGGAGGGGGCGGGAGGCGGUGGCGGCGGCUCUGUGUCCCCCUGUGUCCCCCUGUGUCCCCUGGAGUCCCCUGUGUCCCCCUGUGUCACCCCCGCCCCGCCGCCGGGCCAUGGCGGCGCCGCCGGCCUCGCCCGGGCCCCGCGGCCGCUUCGAGCAGGAGCAGGAGCGCGCCGUCCGCGCGCUGGUGCGCUGCGUGACCAGCCUGCCCGAGGAGGAGCUGGGCGGGGAGCGCUUCCAGGCGGCGCUCAGCUUCGCCUGGUCCAACUUCAGGUUUCACCGUUUUCUUGAUGUGAACAGUCAUAAAGUAGAGAGAACAAUAGAAGGAAUACAUGAAAAAUUGGUAAUUCAUUCUGACCUUGGAAAAGCUGCAAGCUGGAAAAGACUAACAGAAAAAUUUCUGAACUUGCCACUUCCAAGUACUGAAGAAACAAAGACAGAUACACACUAUUCCAUACUGUCUCUUCUGUUGUGUUUGUCUGAUUCGCCAUCCAACACCACCUAUGUGGAAAAACCAAGAGUCAAAGAAGUGGAUUCCUUUUUGAAUGAUCUCUGCACAUUCCCUCGGCGGUGUUUUGAAUGCACUUUCAGCCCAUUCCAGGAAUGUGAAUAUGAAGAAGUUAUCUCAAACAACACUAAUUACAAAAAGGAAGAAGAAUUUGAUUGGGGAAAGUAUUUGAUGGAAGGAGAAGAAAUUUACUUUGGCCCAGGUGUAGAUACACCAGAUUGGUCUGGAGAAAGUGAAGAGGAAGAGGACACUCAGCCCUUGAGUAGAGAGGACUCAGGUAUUCAGGUAGACAGGACACCUUUAGAAGACCAAGAUCCAAAUAAGAAGACAGUACCUAAUGCUGCCUGGAAAGUUGCUGAGCCUGAUGCCCGCAGCUGGCUGGAGCAGCACGUAGUUCCUCAGUACUGGACAGGAAGGGCUCCUCGCUUUUCACAUAGUUUGCACUUGCAUUCCAACCUGGCUGCAGUCUGGGACCACCAUUUGUACACCAGUGAUCCUUUGUAUGUGCCAGAAGAGAGGACGCUGGUCACAGAAACCCAGGUUAUACGAGAAACUCUUUGGCUACUUUCAGGAGUGAAAAAGCUUUUUAUAUUUCAGCUGAAUGAUGGAAAAGUGACUGUGCGGAAUGAUAUUAUUGUAACUCAUUUAACCCAUAAUUGCCUGAGAUCUGUAUUAGAGCAGAUAGCAGCAUAUGGUCAAGUUGUAUUUAGACUACAGAAGUUUAUUGAUGAAGUGAUGGGACACAGCCCAGAAAGCAUAAUGCAUGGAACAGUUUCCACUCCAAAGAAGACUACUGAAGCCCCAUUCAGAACCUACCAAGCUUUUAUGUGGGCUUUGUAUAAAUAUUUCAUUAGCUUUAAAGAAGAACUUACUGAAAUUGAAAAAUGCAUAAUCAACAAAGAUAAGACAGUCACACUUUCAAUAGUAAUAGAUAAGUUGUCUCCCAGACUGGCACAGCUGAAGGUACUUCACAAGGUGUUCAGCACAGGAAUAGCAGAAGUGCCACCUGACACAAGAAAUGUUGUACGAGCAUCUCAUCUGCUUAAUACCCUGUACAAAGCUAUUCUUGAAUAUGACAGUGUUGGAGAGGCAUCUGAGCAAACGGUAUCACUUUUGUUCUCUCUCUGGGUUGAAACUGUGAGGCCAUACUUACAGACAGUGGAUGAGUGGAUAGUCCAUGGUAAUUUGUUUGAUCCUGCAAAGGAAUUUAUUAUUCAGAGAAACAAAAACGUUCCAGUUAAUCACAGAGAUUUUUGGUAUGCUACCUACACAUUAUAUAGUGUGUCAGAAAAGACAGAGAAUGAAGAGAAGAUGAGUGAUAAUGCCAGUGCCAGUUCUGGCAGUGAUCAGGCCCCUUCAAGCAGACAGCACACAAUGGUUUCUUUUCUGAAACCUGUGCUAAAGCAAAUUAUCAUGGCUGGAAAAUCCAUGCAGCUGUUGAAGAACCUUCAGUGCAAAGAUGGUUCCCAUCAGCAGGCUGCAUCAAGAGAUGCUGAACGGAAGAGUUUAUACACACUGUUCUUGGAAUCAGUACAGUCUCGCUUGCGGCAUGGGGAGGAGUCUGUUCCAGACAUUAUUACAGAACAGCAGGCCACAAAGCAGAGCCUGAUAAAGAUGCAGUCCAUAGCAGAAAGACACUUGGAACUGGAUGAUGUCCAUGACCCACUGCUGGCUAUUAAUUUUGCCAGAUUGUAUUUGGAACAGAGUGACUUUCAUGAGAAGUUUACUGGUGGGGAUGUCUGUGUGGAUAGAUCCUCAGAAUCUGUGACCUGCCAGACUUUCGAACUGACACUGAGGUCUUGUCUUUAUCCUCACAUAGACAAGCAGUACUUGGAAUGCUGUGGGAAUUUGAUGCAAACUUUAAAGAAGGAUUAUAGGCUUGUGGAAUAUUUGCAGGCAAUGAGAAAUUUUUUCUUACUUGAAGCUGGAGAUACUAUGUAUGACUUCUAUACAUCUAUUUUUGACAAAAUUAGAGAAAAGGAAACUUGGCAGAAUGUUGCUUUCUUGAAUGUUCACCUACAAGAAGCAGUUGGUCAACGCUAUCCAGAAGACAGUGCAAGGUUAUCAAUAUCGUUUGAAAGUGGUGAUACAGCAAAGAAGAAACUCCCUGUCCACACCUUAGAUGGUUUGACAUUGAGUUACAAGGUUCCUUGGCCUGUGGAUAUAGUUAUAAGCUUAGAAUGCCAAAAAAUUUACAAUCAAGUUUUUCUGCUCUUACUGCAAAUAAAGUGGGCCAAGUAUAGUCUAGAUGUUCUACGAUUUGAUGAAUUAGUCUCUGCUGCAGAAAACUCAGAGGUUAAGGAAGGAACUUCAUUAGAACAAGGAACACUUCCUGUAUUUGGACCACAAAAAGAAAGCAUAAAACAACAAAUACAUCGCAUGUUCCUCUUAAGAGUGAAACUUAUGCAUUUUGUCAACAGCCUGCACAACUACAUCAUGACUAGGAUUCUCCACAGUACAGGAUUGGAAUUUCAGCAUCAGGUAGAAGAAGCCAAAGAUUUAGAUCAAUUGAUAAAGAUUCAUUACCGAUAUCUAUCUACGAUUCAUGAUCGCUGCUUAUUGAGAGAAAAGGUGAGCUUUGUGAAGGAAGCUAUAAUGAAAGUGUUAAAUUUAGUAUUGAUGUUUGCAGACCGUUGGCAAGCUGGUUUAGGGGCUUGGAAGAUGGAAUCCAUAGAGAAGAUGGAAUCGGAUUUUAAAAACUGUCACAUGUUUCUUGUAACUGUUCUCAACAAAGCUGUCUGUCGAGGCUCUUUUCCCCAUUUGGAAUCUUUAGCUUUGUCGCUGAUGGCUGGCAUGGAACAAAGUUAACGCCCACUGAAUUAAAGAAGAACUGAUAAGAGGAUUUAUGUUGAAAUUCAGUGUUAAAGAACUGUAAGCAUUUUGCACUUCAGUUUAAAAUGUAUAUAGCUAAAUGUUGCCAGUGUUUUGGAGCUGUGUAAAAUAUUUUAAAAUGUAAAUAAUGUACAGGUAUUUAAGUGUGUUGAUUGGGCAGUGCUUGUAUAGGCUUCAACAUCAAAAACAUGUAUAGUGUAAAAUUCAUUCCAUGUAAACAAUCUUACCUGAAAAUACAUUAAAUCUAAAUCAUGCUGAAAAAAGGAACUUUUUUUUUCUUUAAUUAUGAGUAAUUGAUGGUUUAUUUUUUCCAUUAAUUUUUCAGCUGUGAAUAGGUCACAGGGCAGUGUGGAGUGGUGUGACUCAAAUCUUGGUGUUUAGAAGGUUGGUUAAAUUAAUUUUUGGCCUUAUUUUUUUCCUUUGCAUAAAGGCUAAGAACCAUUACUUAAUGGUUCUUAAGAAAUCUUUAAGAAGACUGUUACAAGAAGCUGAUGUAAAAAAUACAAGAUUAAUUUAUCAAAAUGGAUUAUAGCAGAGCAUAAACCACUAGUAUUUUUUAUGUUAAAUGUUCAAAUGCUUGCUAAUUUUAGUGGUAACUGUGGUCAGUUUAAGUAGGAUUAAGAUGAAAGUGAGAAAUGUAUUAAAUUUAAUUAUUGGAUUGUUGAGAUGUUUCAAAGGUGGUCAGAUAUGACUUGACCUUUAUCCUUCUUCUAAGCCUUUUACGAACGAAUGUUUGCAUCUAAUAGCGAAUCUCCUGUAAAGCAGUAGGUUGUGGUACAGAGUGUACAUUUCUGGACAAGUAAAUGCGAGUAAAUCUUGUUCUGCACGAGAUGACUUGCCCUGUCUCCUCUCCUUUAAAGUUUCUCUGGAAUUGUGACAUCAGUGCACCUGCAUUAAAAGAGAUAAAAUCAGUCAUAGCUAUUUACCUAAUGAAGUUUUUGAAUAAAUAAAAGAUUUGAUAAUUAGAA